AUGUCAGUUUCCAGUUUCCUAGGAAGUCGUGGUCGUGUGUUGUGUUACAAAAUUUUAGCCAUAAAUUCUUCGUUUAGGAGUUUGUAUACCCACAAAAUGGCAGAAAAGCCUCUGGACUACACAAAUACCAACGGAGCUGUGAGUAAAACUCCGUUCCUGAUCGGAGUCGCUGGAGGGACAGCUAGCGGAAAGUCAACAGUAUGUCAACGGAUUAUGGAGAAGCUGGGCCAACAGCAGAAGGAGCAAACGGAAAGGCGCGUGGUGUGCAUCAGCCAGGACUCUUUCUAUCGCACACUCACGCCGGCGGAGAAGCUGCGCGCUGAGCGCGGACAGUUCAACUUCGACCACCCUGACGCUUUCGACGACAGGCGGCUACUGGCUGUGCUGAAAGACAUCCUGGCCGGCAAAAAGGUUGAGGUGCCGGAGUACGACUACAUCAAUAACACGAUCAACCCGCACCGGUCGCACACCAUCUACCCCGCGGACGUGGUGCUGAUCGAGGGCAUCCUGGUGUUCUACUUCCCGGAUGUGCGCGAGUUGUUCCACAUGAAGCUGUUCGUCGACACCGACUCAGACACCAGGCUCGCCAGGCGAGUGCCCCGCGACAUAAUGGAGCGAGGCAGAGAUCUGGAGCAGGUGCUCAACCAGUACAUGAACUUCGUAAAGCCUGCAUUCGAGGAGUUCUGUUUGCCUACAAAGAAAUUUGCCGACGUCAUCAUUCCACGGGGCGCCGAUAAUUUUGUGGCUAUCGACUUGAUCGUCCACCACAUUUGGGACAUAAUGUAUAAGAAGAAGCCGUUGGCGUGUAGGGCGGUGAAUGGCGCGUGUAACGGAACGCACCACGAGGUGGACGAGGGCGGGAGACGCAUGUCCGGUUCCUCUGAAGAUACACUCAGUCGAUAG
Chilo suppressalis (striped riceborer) is the source of this 903-nucleotide messenger RNA. The record is from the annotation of a GenBank genome assembly. Lineage: Eukaryota; Metazoa; Arthropoda; Insecta; Lepidoptera; Crambidae.